UCCAAAUUUUUAAUGGCCGACAAGUGAGAAGUUCUCAGUAGAUUAUUUCUUUGUGAUUUUUCGACUUACCAUCACUCUGUUAAGUGUGACAUACAAAGAACUUCACACUUCCAUUGUGUAAGAUGUCCUCUGAUUCGACAGCGGGGUCAUCAGGUGGGAGUUCACCCGAGAAAAGCAGAAAGUUGCGACGUCCUCAUCCCUCCACACAAGAAAGAUUGAGAAACGGAGAAUUUGAUCCAAAUCAAAACACAGCUCCAGUCAUGAAGUCCAAACUAUCAGCAGAUGCUCCAGAAUUUGUUCCAAAAUUUGCUUAUAUUCAACCAGACCAACAACAGGAUGCACUGUACCAAGACUUUCAGAGAUUGGUCAGUAUACGUCCUUCACACCUCAGUGCUGUGACCACCACAGGGCCAUCUGGGAACGAUUCCAUUGCAGAUAUUUUCAAAGAUGCUGUUUUUAGUUUGACAUCAAAUCCAGCACCCAUGGAAGAAUACAUGAAGCGGAUUACAGAUCAGCUGAAUCAAGGCGUCUCUGAUCCAACAGUAAUACAAGACAUUAUAGAAACAUUAUUGGAACAGAGUAUUUCAGAGCCAAAUUUUCGAUUCACUGGAGCCAAAAUCUGCAAGCUAUUAUCACACCAAUUAAAAAGUCAUCCUGUAUUUAAUAAUUUUAGAAGUACAUUUCUAAACAGAAUUAAAGCCGAGUUUGACAAAAGGGAAGAAUUGUUGAACAGUAAUGUCGAACGGUUAUGUGGACUUUCAAUGUUUUUUGGUGAACUCUUUUUAGUAUUAGAGGUGGAACAGAAAGAUACUGGUGUUAUGAUAAAGAUUGGUAUAUUACGGAAUGCCAUAAGUGAUUUAUUGAGGACAUUAUUAUCACAGCCCGAUGAUGUAACUGUAAAAUGUGCUACACAACUACUCAAGCUGACUGGUACAGCAUUAAUGGAAACAACAGAUCUGACUGGAAAUUUCGAUGAUAUCUUUAAUAAGAUUAAAUCACUAGAAAAACAUCCUCAGUUAAAUAAGACUAGUCAUUGUUUGAUAAACUCAGUACUGAGUCGACUGGAGUAUAACUUUGGUGUUGGACAGCAACCAUCACCACAGAAACCAGUACAGGCAUAUCCAGGGCAACAAUCUACUAGUUUCAAUAAUGAACCAAUAUUUUACAACACAGAGGGUCAGCCAAUCACGAGAGAGGAAGCAGGGUACAGUGAUAUUGAAGGACUUAACAGUGAAGAGCAGGAGGCUUUCCUUCAGUGGGAGGCGGAGAAUUAUGCUAAUCAGCAGUGGGUGGAUCAAGGCGGAGACGGAUAUGUAAAUGAAGGGCAGUGGUCUGAUCAAGGAACAAAUGGUUAUGUACAACAACCAUGGUCAACAGGAAUGUCAGAUUAUACACAGUGGUCUACAGAUCAAGAUCAGGGAUUUGGUUUUAAUGAAUCAGAGUAUUACGGGGACUACAGCAGCGAUAUGGACGAUGAAAUGGCGGCAGCUUACGAAAUGUUUUUGAAAGAAUCGGGACAAAGUAGACAUUGAUAGCAUCUGUUUUCUUUGUACAUUCAGUAGUUAUUUAUGUGUGCUUGUUGCAGGUUUGCCAAGACACAUUUACUGUGAUAUGACUAAAUAUUUUGAUUUUAAGUAAUUUGUAAACUUUUUGGAUUCUUUUCUCGGUAUGCAUCAUUUUCGUUGGAACAAAAAUUAUUCCUUCAAAAAUUCAUAUUGUUUAAUUUUUUUUUCGCAUAUUAGAAUCAUUUUAUGUCUAAUUUGCAAUUUAUAACUUUGUUUAAAUAAUUUUUCUCACGUGUUUUGGCUAUAUUUUGGAUUAACAUUGUCAGAACGAAAAAAUAAAUCUGCCUUUAAGGGUAUAAGUACAUCACAGUGAAUGUUACUUGGCAAUUAUUAAAAUAAAAGUGCUAACAAGGCUGUAUUUGUGCUAAUAUGUGAUAUAUGUAAAUAAAAUACUUUGUAAAUAAUUGUAAAUGAUCACCAUAUCCUGCAGUAAUCCAACUGUUUAGUAUUGACAAGCACCAUUCCUUUAUUUCACCUGUAUAUAAGAUUUCAAACAAAGUUCUCAGAUAACUAUCGCAGGAGGAUAGCUCUUUGAAGUGUUUAACACGCCUGUCAUAUAAACAGUUCCGUUACUGCAGGGUAUAAGGUAUUUUUUAAUAUGUAGAUAAAUAAAUAGCAUGAUAGGUCAUGUUUUGUAUGACAUAUCUUAUCGCAAAUUGCAAGAAAUGUAAGCAAUAUUUGUCAUGUUUUGUAUGACAGAUCAUGUUGCAAAUUGCAAGAAAUAUAAGCAGUAUGGAUCAUGUUUUGUAUGACAGAUCAUGUCGCAAAUUGCAAGAAAUGUAAGCAAUAUUUGUCAUGUUUUGUAUGACAGAUCAUGUUGCAAAUUGCAAGAAAUGUAAGCAGUAUGGAUCAUGUUUUGUAUGACAUAUCAUAUCGCAAAUUGCAAGAAAUGUAAGCAAUAUUUGUCAUGUUUUGUAUGACAGAUCAUGUUGCAAAUUGCAAGAAAUGUAAGCAGUAUGGAUCAUGUUUUGUAUGACAGAUCAUGUCGCAAGUUGCAAGAAAUGUAAGCAAAUUGGUGAUGUUUUGUAGGACAGAUCAUGUUGCAAAUUGCAAGAAAUGUAAGAAAUAAGGGUCAUGUUUUGUAGGACAGAUCAUGUUGCAAAUUGCAACAAAAUGUAAUACAUCAUUUUGUAUAUCAAAUUACCAUUUCUGUAAUGGUAGACCAUUUGACACAAGGUGGCAGUUGCCAUAUUCAGUAUUUGGGUAUCCAUUUUAACCAGGUUUUCAUAGAAAACCAGUUAUUAGGUUGGGGUAUGUUGUCGUGCAGGCAGGCGGGUGUCAAACUUGUUUUCCAUACAAUAACUUUAGUUUGGAACAAGCUAUAGAACCAAACUUGGCCUGUAGAUAGAUGAUAAGGAGACAAAGCUUAGGUUUAGUUUGGACUUACUUUCUGCCACCAAAUUUUGUGUACAGCAAGCUUAUCUGAAAAAUUAGCUUUGAAUGAUAGUUGGGGUCACUGUUACUAAAAAUAGAAUAAUGGUUUCCACUCGAUAUCUUUAGUUUUGGUACACUUAUUAUCAAUAUACUAAGUGUAUAGAUAGCUUUUAUCAAUCACAAAAAGUUGGGAAUGUUUUUGAGGUCACUCAGAUCAGGGUCAAGGUCAGUGUAGCUAAAAAUAGAAAAAUGGGGUCAUAUUUGAAAUAAGAAAGAGAUUUUUGUGCUUUGGAAUGAAAGGGUUUUGGUUCAAAUCUCACAGAGAUCAAAAAAAAAAUUUCUUUUUUCAUUUUUUUUUUUUUGACAAGGUCAUUUUAAUGCCAUUGGGUAACUAAAAAUAGAAAAAUAUGGUCAUAGUUAUAAUAAAAAAUAUAUGUGUAAUAGAAUAUGACCAAUUUUUUAAUGAACCUCUUGGCAUGAUGCAAUUGAAAAACAGGUUUUCGUGGAAUUUCCAGGUUUCUUGUUUAUGUUUUAAAUAUCAGAUUUAUUUUUUACAAAAGGGAGUCUUGAUGGUUGAAAGGUAAAAUUUGAUAGCUUUACUUGCCCAUCACCACUGUGUAUUUUAGCAUUCAUUGUAAUCGUAUAUUCUUUGAUGUUAGGGAGUCUUUCAGAGGAAGGCCAAGUCAGGAUGACUUAGAAUGCGACCUAUCAAAACAAAAGGAAGAAUGUUAUAAAGGAGAAAGGAAUGCAGUUUUUUUCCAGUUUUGUUUCAGCUGGUUCCAGGCACAAUAUUUCACAUUUAUCAAAUUAAUAUUCUGGAAACUGGCAUCUGCCACCUUGUGAAAGAGGAUUGAAAAUGCAUUGAAAUGAAAUGUCAUUGAGAAAAUUUCAAAUCAUUUUUAAAUAUUGAUGUAUGUAUGUAUGUUGUCUGUCUUUGCAAAAAAAGUACUAUCGAAGGUUCUGUAUCAGUUUAUACAAACAUUAUGCAUUGUAUUACACAGUAUAAAGUUUUUAAAACAGGACAAGAGAAACAUAAAAUUACAGAUAUGUGGACAUGUGUGUAAAAUUAAUGUAAAGUUCACAGACAAAAAUGAAAAUACACUUAUAAUGGUUGAAAGUGGAAACCUAGGGAAUGACAAAGGCACAUAUUUAUCUGGACGUCUUUGACUACUCGGUACUUUAUUUCAUGAAAUUGGACCGUACCAAUUCCAGUCUCUUAAAAUUGUCUUCAUUAAUAUAAUAAUCUCUUGAAUUCUGGCAUUUCCAUUUAGUGUAUUUCAGUCCUUUGUCCUUUGUCUUCCUCAUUAUACACAGUGCAAUAAAAUAUUUCACAGAAAAAGAAACAUUCAGUUCAUUCAUAGUGCCUUUGAAAAAAAUCAUUUUAUCAUUUUGCUGAAAUGGAGAAGGAUGCAUAGUAAUAGUUUCCAAUUUUUCAGAAUCUCAGAAAAUAAGUGAAAUUCGUAAGUCAGGGAAAGUGAAGAAUGUUAUAGGUAUUCAGGUUAAUGUUUUCAUAGUUGUAAAACUAUAGCAGGCCUUUUUUUCCAUCAAUUUGGGAAUGCCAACAACACCGGUUGAAUUGGGAAAAUGUCAUUUAAUUUGGAAAAAUUGAAAUUAACCAUAAUUUUUAUAUAGAUACUUCUUAGAUAUUUGUGAAGCGGUAUUUCAAUGUUGGUUCUUUACUUAACCUUUAGCCUGCUGGCGGCAAUUGGUUUUGCCUUUGCGACCAGUGCAGGCCAAGAUCAGCCUGCACAUCCGUGCAGUCUGAUCAUGGUCUGCACUGUUCGCUAUUCAGUCAGUAAAUUUUCAGUGAUCACCCCUUGGAAUAAUAAAUGGUAUUGCCCAAAUUGAAUGAUGGACCAGUCCAUUCUAGAAAUUUAGCAGGCUAAGGGUUAAUCAAAAUACACAUGAAAGCUUACAAAGCAGCCAAACAAUUUUAAAACAGCAACAAACCUUAAUCAUUUUGGAAUUUUUUGUUCCGAAUUGGGGAAAAACACUUCACUGCUUUGAGAAUGCCGUCUUUUAUUGGAGGUAGCUUUAUAGGGAAAAAACCUGUAUGGUAUCUGGAAAUAACAGAAUUAUAAACAAUAGGUUCAUGAUUAACCCUUGUUAUGUAAGAGGUAGAUUUUAAAAGUAUUUUACUGUGCCUGUUUGUAAAUAAUAGUGUCUUUUGUGUUUUGCAAAACUUUUCACAGUCACUAAGCAUUUCUUUUGUAAUAUUCUGGCUUAGAUUUUCCAGUUUUUGCUCAAGUUUUGCUAUGUAAUGUUUGGCUAGUUUGUAGUGGGUCAGUGAAAUAUUCUGUACCUCAGCCACUAUAGUGUAACUCUUCUAUAAUGAUGGUUGAUUCAAUAUUACUGGGACUCUUUUUCCAGUGAUCAGUAAUGAAUUUCUCACAAUGAGCAUUUGUAUAAAUUGAAUAGUUCCAUUAUAAAAGCUGUCUACAGCUAGCAUAUGUGUUUGACAUUUGCCUUUUGUAGUCAUCAUAUGCUUUGUGAGAACAAGUCAAAAACAAAUUUAUUGCAUACAAAUUUUAGAUGCAAAUAUUUUUAAAGGGACAUGCCUCGAGAUGAACAUUAUUUUUUUAUUAUCUCUUUUUAAACAGAUAGCAGUUGAUAUUAGAUAUCCAAAAUGAUAAACCAGUAUUGUUUAAGUAGAUAUUUAGUGAGUAUCGUGUAAAAUACAGCUGAAUUCCUUCUAUUUUGCAUCAGAUUUCAAUAACGUGACUAACGCUUUUGAAAGACUGCUUCAUAUUUUAUUGAUUAACCUUUUACACUGCUACAUUUCUAAAAUGUACUGGUCCAUCAUUCAAUUUUGGCAGUACCAUUUAUUACUGGCAGGGAUGUUCACGGAAAAUUGAAUGACCAUGAUCAGCCUGCACGGACUAACUUGCAGGCUUAUCUUGGUCUGCGCUGGUCGCAAUGUCAGAAUCAUUUGCCACCAUCAGGCUAAAGGUUAAAAGGGUGUUUUUAUAGAUAAAAAGCUCCUAAAAUGGACAGAAUUACUUUAAUUUUUCUCUGUAUUGCAAGUACUAAAUUAACGCAUUUUUCUAAAUUUAAAAAAAAAAUGACAUAAAUCUGGAGGCCUGCUGCUUUAAUACAUAAAACAUUAAACCAUUGAUAAUUCUUUGGAAACUAAUUGCUGUGAAUUUUGUGGUUGUCUGAAUCUGCAAAAUUAAGAUAACUACAAAAUUAUAUUUCAGUUGUUUUAAUUUUAAUUUACCUGCGAAAUAACUAUUUUCAGAAUUUUAAAAGAAUAAAUUGUUUGGUUUUUGAGCUGAAAUAAAGUCUUUGCAUAAAAAUUUAAAUACAUAUUUCCAUGACAUUUUUUUCUUUCUUGAAACGUGGAUGCUUAGGUAUAUUUCAUGGUGAUUGUUCUAAAAUAGUACAAUAUUAUUGCAAUGAUUUUGAGAGCUUUACCAACCUCCCUUCCAAAAAAAAACCAGAUGGAUAGCAUAAUUUUUAAUAAGGUGAAAUUAUGCAUAUGAAUUAUAGAUUAAUUUUACAGUUGUACAAAUCAUAUAAUGUAUAUUUAUUAUACUGCCCAUUUUCAUUCCAAACUAAUUGGUGUUUUAAUAGCAAACUAUUUUUUUUUAAAUACAGUUAAGCAGCCAGUCAAGGAAGCAACUUAAAGCAAGUGGCUGCUUAAGAAAGGUUAAAAUUAUAACAAAGUCAAUUUGACCGGCUGCUUAAGGCAAUCGGCUGCUUUAAACAGGUGCCCGUUAAGGCAGGUUCAGCUAUAUGUAUAUAUAUUAUAUAUUUUUGCUGUAUUUUUGGUCAUUAUGUUUAGAAAAGAAUUAUAAAGAAGUCUUUGUCCGUAUUUCUGUCCAUGUUAGAAAAGAUAUAGGCCUAAGUUUUCCAGUUUUUGAAAGUGGCUUAAAUCUUGAGCUUCUCAAAAUUUAAUGCUGAAAUUGGUGAAAAAGAGAUUAAUUUAAAUAAGUAUUUAGAAACAGUUUCAGUAAAACAUAGACUUUAUCAGAUUAUGAUUAAACAAAAAGUCCCUCAAUAUACAGCAUCUAUAUGAGAAGUAAAUUCAGGAAUCAUUAUUCAUGGACUUUGAACUAAUUAUUCAUGGACUUUGAACUAAACUUGUUCAUAUCAUAUCUUUUUGAUUGAUUGAUUUAUUUCAGUAUAUAAUAUACUUGGUAUGGUACAACACAAAUUAAAACAAAUUUCAAAUAUUACAUAUACAAUGACUAGGAAUUAAAACAUAUUCAAAGACAACUAAGAAUCAUUACUAAACAUAAAAUACCAAUAACUGCAGAAAAAAAUAUGUACCAGGAAAUGUAUUCAUAUACCCAGGAAUGGCCAGGAUGACACAAAAAUGGGGAAUGUGAAACCCCUCAUUUCCAUUGUGGUCCUGGUCUUGCCAAUUAUUAAAACUAUUUUCAUUUUAUGUGAUGAUGAAUAAAAACAGAGUUCUUCCAUGACAACGGAAUAAACUGCCAUAUGCCAUACAUAAUUUAGCUUUUCCUAGUAUGAAAGACUGCAGUCAUUUUCCAAGCAUAAUCGAAAUAACAAUAGUAUUUCAGUUUUCAAAAAAGUCUUUGUUAGGUUAUAUACCGUAACAGAAACUUAAACAAGGCAAGUUCUGGACUAAAGGUCAUAUAGUUGGACCACAGAACCAUUUUCAUGAUUUAGACAAAACAAGAGUUUUUAAAAAAUCUUGUUUCGGUAAAAAUAUACCAGUAGAUCAAAUUCCAGACUUGUGACUAAAGCCUUGUGUAGCUAGUCAGUUGUAUCUGGAUUGGUCUGACAGCUUUUCUAAUAGUUUAAUUGGAUAUAUAGUUGAUACUACGUCGUAUA
This is a messenger RNA of Mercenaria mercenaria, 7739 nucleotides long. Its product is annotated as polyadenylate-binding protein-interacting protein 1-like. Bases 123 to 1532 code for a protein of 469 amino acids. The transcript is spliced from 10 exons. Gene Ontology annotation, molecular function: RNA binding; translation activator activity; protein binding. Lineage: Eukaryota; Metazoa; Mollusca; Bivalvia; Venerida; Veneridae. The record is from RefSeq and is a predicted model, not a curated record. Gene Ontology annotation, biological process: regulation of translational initiation.